CAAAACCAUCAAGAUUCUGUCAGUCAAAGUUAUUUUUAUUCAUUGUUAAUUGCUAAUUUAUUGUUAAAUUUUAGGCAAAUUGCCUUGUAACAAAACAAAAUAAAUCAUACAUGAAGGCAGUGGGUGUAGCAGUUAUCUGCCUAUUAUACAUACCUUAUUAAUCACUGGUAAUACUCAAAUCAUAAUGGAAACCAAUUCAAGAAAUGGUCAAAGCAAUGACCAAGAUUUUCAAAAACUUUGCCAGACUGUUGGAUCCAGCAUUCAGAAAAUAUCUCAAAAUGUUUCAUCUAUGGAGCGUAUGGUAAAUCAAAUUGGUAGCCACCAGGACUCUCCUGAGCUGAGAAAGCAACUCCACUCAUUGCAACACUAUACCCAGCAACUAAUCAAAGAUACCAAUGGCUACAUUAAAGAUAUUGCAAAUAUACCGCCAUCGUUCUCACAAUCCGAACAAAGGCAAAGGAAAAUGCAACGCGAGCGGCUACACGACGAAUUUACUACUACUGUUAAUAUGUUUCAGCAGGUUCAAAGAAGUACAUUCCAAAAAGAAAAAGAACAGAUCAAAAAAGCAAAAGAACAGAUACAAGGAGAUCAACCUUUUUUGCCUGGUUACCAGCAGCGAAAGGAACAGCAACUAAUCGAGCUUCAAGAUGGUGGCGCUACUAACCAACAAGCUCAAAUUCAAGAAGAGGCCAAUUUGCGGCAGCUGGAGGAACAAGAGCAAGCUGUUAAGCAACUUGAGAGGGACAUAAACGACGUGAACCAGAUCUUUAAAGAACUGGGCCAGCUAGUGCACCAGCAAGGUGAAGUAAUUGAUUCAAUUGAAGCGUCAGUGGAGCACAGUAGCCAGUACGUACGUCAAGGGGCGCAACAAUUGCACGAGGCCGGCACUUACAAGGAUAAAAUCAGAAAGAAGAAACUUAUUAUUGCUGUGGUAGGCGUGUCCAUUUUAGCUGUGAUUAUUAUGAUUAUUGUUUGGUCCAGCAAAAGCCAUUAGGGUCAUUAAAAAAAAGAUCAGAAAUAACACAAAAUUUCCAGACAUUUUCGAGGUUUUAUAAUACAUUAAUUGACCUAAGAUAUUGUCAAUGGUUUUUUUCGUAGUUUCGUAACUGAUUUAAGUCUUAUGUAUAUAAAGUAUUAAUUUACCCUUUACGGUUAUUAUUCACGCCUUUAUAUAAUAUGUUAUGUUAUUUAAUUUAUCUUUUUUAAUAUAGUCAGGCCUGAAAUGUUGACGUUA
Molecule: messenger RNA, 1234 nt
Organism: Anthonomus grandis grandis
Lineage: Eukaryota; Metazoa; Arthropoda; Insecta; Coleoptera; Curculionidae
Product: syntaxin-7
Exons: 6
Coding region: 185-994 (269 amino acids)
Biological process (GO): vesicle-mediated transport; vesicle fusion; intracellular protein transport
Cellular component (GO): SNARE complex; endomembrane system; synaptic vesicle
Molecular function (GO): SNAP receptor activity; SNARE binding
Source: RefSeq, a predicted model, not a curated record